Molecule: messenger RNA, 3403 nt
Organism: Drosophila ananassae
Lineage: Eukaryota; Metazoa; Arthropoda; Insecta; Diptera; Drosophilidae
Product: transcription factor grauzone
Exons: 4
Coding region: 150-2147 (665 amino acids)
Biological process (GO): regulation of transcription by RNA polymerase II
Cellular component (GO): nucleus; chromosome
Molecular function (GO): zinc ion binding; chromatin insulator sequence binding
Source: RefSeq, a predicted model, not a curated record
GCGUGCCCCCAUUGUGAAUGGAUUUUAUAAACAGCUGGCUUCAGUUUGGAGUGCAUUUUCGGCGUUUAAUUGUAAAAUAUAAAUAAGAAUCUUAAUUUUAUUUCAUAAAAUACCGAUGGCUAUUACCUUUUAAUAGCAAACGCACCACAAUGGAUUCCUCGUCUUGCUGUUUACUCUGCAUGUGCGAGUAUCAGGAGAUGAUGGCCGACUACAUAGAUGUGCAUUCCGCCAGGGGAACGCAACUGGAAAUAGCCCGCAUUGUGGGCCAGCACUUCCCGCUACAGAUAUGCCUAGCCAGUAACGAAAGGAUCUGCGGACGCUGCUGGAAAACGGUCUCCGACUUCCAUGCCCUCCACGAAUUCGUCAGCGCUGCUCAAAACUCAUUGCAGGAAACAAAGGUGCUGCUCAUGGAGGAUGAUCCUUUAACCCAGGCCGCCCCCGUCUAUACUGACGUUCCGAAAUUGGCAGUCGAACAGGUAGAACAGGUGCAGGCUCCGUCAGAAGUCGCUGGACGAAGCUUCUUCUAUCCGGAAGUGAAGAUAGAGGAGCACGAACUGGACCACCUACCUAGGAUAGAGAUUCUUGAGGGCGCAAGCAGCACGCAAGGUAACCAAGAUCAAUUGGAUGGAACGACCCGACGGCUAAGGAAACGCGUAAAAGCCGAAGAAGGAUCAAUUACAGAGCAAGAGAAGUAUGAAGAGCCUCUAGAGAGCUUGGAGUUGGAGCCUUCGCCGCCCAAGAAAAAGCGAGGACGUCCCCGCAAGGCAGACACCGCUAGCGCUACGCUCACAUCCACAGUGAUUGCCAUUCCGGACAAACCGAAAGAGGACACUGAAGUAACUCUCAAAUCAGAGGAGAUAGAGGAAUUUAUAGACGACGACCCAGAUUUCUCUUGCAAUUUGGACGAUGGCCAGGCGCCAAGUGAUAAUUCCUCUGACGACAACUUUGGCAGUAAUGAUUUCGAUACAGAUUCGGACUUUGAGUUGGACAGCCAUGCAAAACAGGAGUUUGCGGUGCUACCCAAGCGGACUGUGGUGCGACCCAAGAAGUACAAGAAGCGUACGAAACCGGCGGAGCCUAAGGUGCGCAUGUCCCGUGAACUGUUGGAGCAGCGCAAGAAGCAGCAGGAGGAGUACGACGGCAUUAUUGCAAAGUUCUUUACCGACGUACUGCCGUGCUCGAUCUGCAACUUGCUGGUGCACAACUUCACCGAGAUGCAACGCCACCACCGACUGUCCCAUCAGGUGGAUCCUGGUUAUAUGAUGUGUUGUGGCCGAAAGUUCACGCAGCGCAAAGUAUUGGCCGAGCAUGUCCUGGUCCACUGGAAUCCGGAUCACUUCAAGUGUACCGUGUGCGAGAAGUCGUUCCAGAACUCACGGCACCUAGAGUCUCACCAACAAGUCCACAUGGAUCCGGCCAUUAAGUUGACCUUCAGUUGCGACAUUUGCGAGAAAACCUUCCUCAGUAAAACGGCCAUCGACUACCACAAGCUGAACAAGCAUGUCCCCAAGUCGGAAUUCAAAUUCACGUGUUCAGAGUGCAAUAAGAAAUUCCUCACUGAGCGCAAGCUGAAGAACCACAUGAGUUCGAUGCACGACCCGGAAAGUACGAUCAUCUGCGACAAGUGCGGAAAACAGAUGCGCACUAAAAUCAUUUUGAAAAAGCACCAGGAACUGAUGCAUUCUGACAAACCGCGCCCGGAGCCCGAGCUGAAGCAGUGCCAGAUCUGCGGGGCCUGGCUUAAGGGCAUGACAGGACUCAAGCAGCACAUGAAGAGCAUUCACGUGGAGAGCGCGGGCGAGCAUCGCUGUCCCAUUUGCAGUAAGGUGUCGCCGAAUGCGCGGGCAUUGAGGCGCCACAUAUACCACAACCAUGAGUGCGAGCGAAAGUUCAAGUGUACCAUGUGUGAGAAGGCCUUUAAGCGGCCGCAGGAACUGAAGGAACACACGUCCACUCACACCGGUGAGGUGCUGUACACCUGCCCCAACUGUCCGAUGACCUUCUUCUGCAGCGCCAAUAUGUACAAGCAUCGCCAGCGACUGCAUCGCGCACAAUACGAGGCGGAUAAGAACCAGCCGAAGCCGCCAAACAUUCUGAAGAUCUCGCGCAUCGCUUCAUCCCAGAACAAAUCCAAACAGGACAUUUAGCAUCUUAAAGGACCCGAUUAAGAUCAUCAAUCAUGUUCCGGUUUACAUUUUCAUCAAAUUCGAUGUCCACAUUGCAAUACCAUUAGUUUUUAAAUGAUUUUCCGCUUCAAAUAAAGCAUUUAUACCGACCGACCAACAAUAUACAUUGAUCGACCCAGAAAAAUUGCUAAAAUAGAAAACCAGAGCAUGUUUAAACACAUUAUUUUUAAGCAGAAAGUAUUGAGAAAUAAAUUCGUAAAGUGGAACACCAAUCCAUUAAAAAUUGAUAACAAAACAAAGUUGGGAAUGUCUUUCUUUCUUUAUAAUUAUUUACAAGGAUGGCUUAAUUGCACCUUAUAUAACGCAAUGACAUUUACAUUGUUUCUUUAGUUUCAUUUCGUUUUACACAUAUUAUGCAUAUAACUUUAAAAUAUUUAUAUAUAGAUACUGUAUCUCUCACGUUUCACUUAACUCGGUACAGGAUUCUCAAUUUAGCAAAUAGGAAAACUGAAAAACUUUACAUACGAAUAUUAUUGUUCAUUUCUCAUCGCUGCUGCUGCUGGUGGAUUAGUUUAUCUUUUCAGUUUUUUUUUAUUCAAGGGUUAACACACACGCGGGUUAAAGAUUGCGUUCCAUUUUGGAGACAAAACAACAAGCAGAAUCUCUGCAAGAUUCUCCUCAGCGAUUAGUGGUAAUGAUUUUAUAUAAAAUUUCGAUAUCUAGGCAACAUUUAUAAAUACAAUACUUGCGUUAUUUAAUUGUUUGUCUUUCGAAAACGUAUAAGUUGCAUCAACAAUUAGUUAUUGGAUUUGCGACACCAUUUUUGGGAGGCUUAAGUAUAUGUAUUUUGGGCCUGGUUUGUUUGUUUUUUGUUAGUCACAGAUACAGAUACCAAGUAGAGCACAAGCACGAGACGAAACGGUUUUCAAAAAUAAUAUGUAACUCAUGUGUUUAUUGUAAAGCUACCAAAAAAAACAAACGAGAACAAAAAAGAUAAAGUAAGCUCUAGCGAAGCCUUAGCGACAAUGUGUGUAAAUUUGGCUAGACGGAUUAAACAUUCUGUUCAUUUAUCAUUUCAUAAUCAUAGUAAGGCAUUAGAACAACGUAAAAUACUGUUUAGCGAACUGAAGAGGGGACAAAGAACGAUCGAAUUCUUCUACAAGAUCUUGGGGGGUGAUUGCAAACGAGUUUGGUUUUUGUUGACGCGCAUCUCGAACCGGAGCCGGGGAGUAGAUGAUUUCAAAACAGAUUUCAGCAACGCGUAACAUAAAUAACAA